Molecule: messenger RNA, 956 nt
Organism: Camellia sinensis
Lineage: Eukaryota; Viridiplantae; Streptophyta; Magnoliopsida; Ericales; Theaceae
Source: RefSeq, a predicted model, not a curated record
AUGACGCCUCUAGAUUUUUCUGUGUUGACUGGCCUGGACGUAGGAGGUUGGUCCAUCCCCUAUGAUGAGGACAUGGGCGAGUGGGAGGCUGCCUGGAUGUAUCUAUUGGGGGCUCACCCGCCUGUUGACAGGGUUUCUGGGAGAGUCCGAUACACUUGGUUCUCUUCCCACUGCCGGCGGGCGGAGAUGGUGCCCGAGACUCCUGAGGAAACGGAGCAGUACGCCCGUGGUUUCCUUAUGUUCCUCUUCGGGACUACCCUGUUUGCCGAUAGAGGGAACACAGUCGGGUUAUAUCUGCUGAGCACUCUGGUUGACCUAUCACAGGUCAGUAGAUAUGACUGGGGUGGCGCCGGCCUGGCUACCCUUUACUUUUAUAUGAGCGCGACCUCCCGCGGGCGGGUCGAUUUACUUGGCGGCUACUGGAGAGCCUGGGAGCUAUGGGUCUAUGUAUACUUCCCAGCAUUAGCCCCAGAGUUGGAGGUGGCAGGGCCCCCCAUGACCCCAUAUUCACUAGUGUUCGAGGGCCUGCACCGGCCGAGACCUCGAGAGACCCUCCUUUACCUACGACAGUACUUUGACACUGUGCGACAUUCAGAGGCCCGGGCUCGGGCUGCAGACGCCCCUUCUACUAGUAGGGCUGGUACAUCGAGAGGCGGGGGUAGAUCGGUUCCUCCGACUCCUCCGACUUAUCCUCAUCCUGGAUGGCCGGACAUGCCGUUCGAGUUGACGGGAUGGCGUUUCGGGACUCCUUACCCGAUUACGCUAGAGCCUCCACUUCCUGACCAUAGAUAUGUCAGGGAUCCUGAUUCGCCACCGCCUCCGGUUGAGUAUGUGGACGAGAUUCUCGGGGUGAUGGCCUCGCUUGAGGGCAUGGUCCUUCGGAGAGAGACACAUCUAUCCGCUAUGGGUGCGCAGAUACCUCCUGUAUAUGCUCCGCCGCAGGCCGGGCCACCUGG